This is a messenger RNA of Liolophura sinensis, 5775 nucleotides long. RefSeq names its product receptor-type tyrosine-protein phosphatase kappa-like. The record is from RefSeq and is a predicted model, not a curated record. The transcript has 22 exons. Gene Ontology annotation, biological process: protein dephosphorylation. Gene Ontology annotation, molecular function: protein tyrosine phosphatase activity. Bases 484 to 2418 code for a protein of 644 amino acids. Lineage: Eukaryota; Metazoa; Mollusca; Polyplacophora; Chitonida; Chitonidae.
UGUCUUGAUGGAUGUGUAGAUGGCAGGAAAACUCAGUUCUGUAAUACAACCUGCCCUGGAGGCACCUGUGUUGAAAGGUGUGGGCAGUGCAUCAACAGUGAACCGUGUGACAUCAAGUUUAACACAGGCAUUUGUGAGAAUGGUUGUGAACCAGGUUGGAAGACAGAACUCUGUAAUGUGGCCUGUCCAGCCGGGCAGUAUGGGAAGAACUGUCAGUCCCGGUGUGGAAACUGUGUACCUGGUACAGUGUGUAAACCAGACACUGGCGAGUGUCCAGAAGGGUGUCAGCGUGGUUGGGUGGGCAGCAACUGUGAUAUCAGAGAUGGACCGGAAGAGCCUUUGCCUGGUGGCAGCAGUAAUACUAAUGGUGGUAAUAAGACAGGAGUUAUUGUUGGGUGUGUGAUAGCAGCCAUUGUCAUCCUGGCCGUAGGACUCCUACUGCUACUCUACUACAAGCGGAAGAAUGCCAAACCCCGAGAUGAGAUGCUACCUAUUACUCGUCUUAAUGGUGACCUUAUUAAUGGGCGGGAGAACCCUGGAUUGUCAGGGGAGCCAACUGAACGCUCCCCAGAUGGCAAUCAUAACAUGACCCCUUCAAAAGUCCCGCCUUUACAGUUGUUGGGAGGAGCCACAAGCCCCACCCAGAUCAGUGCCUCCUCUCUCAUUACCAUAUCACCUAUACCUGUGGGCGAGCUAAAGGACUUCAUUGAGAGCAAAAAUAAUGCUGAGUUCGGGUUUGAACCAGAGUUUGAUAUGUUACCUGUAGGAAUGAUGACUUAUGCAGACAUGGGCACUCUCCCUUUCAAUCGUCCAAAAAACAGAUUCCAAACCAUUGUACCUUAUGACUAUAACCGUGUGAUUUUGGAUACACCUGAUGGAGACCCUCUCUACCAGUACAUCAAUGCUUCCUAUGUAGAUGGAUACAAGAAAGGCAGAGCCUACAUUGUUGCUCAAGCUCCUGUGAAGACAACAAGCUUUGACUUCUGGCGGAUGAUCUGGCAGGAGGACGUUGGUAAAAUUGUGAUGAUCACCAAACUGGUGGAGGCUGGAAAGGUGAAAAGUGAGCAGUACUGGUCUGACUUUGACACGCGGUCAUUUGGCUCCUUCAUAGUCCAGCUGGAGAGUUCUGUAGAGUUAGCAGACUUUACUCUAAGGACCUUCCUCGUUUAUAAUGCUGUGACGGAAGAGACUAGAACAAUAAAACACUUCCACUUUACUUCCUGGCCGGAUCACGGCGUCCCUCGUCACCCAUUGGCUGUUCUGCUGUUCAGGAAGAAAAUCGUUUCUGCCUCCACCUUGUGUUCAGGUCCCACGGUCGUCCACUGUAGUGCAGGGAUUGGUAGAUCUGGCUGUUACAUUGCUCUGGAUAUUCUAAUACAGCAAGCUGCCAGAGAAAAACGCGUAGAUGUCUACAACACUGUGGUCAGGCUGCGACAACAACGUGCUAACCUCAUUCCAUCCUUGGAGCAGUAUGUCUUCUUGUAUGAAGCAUUGCUUGAGGCGAUCUGGUUCGAGGACACAAGUAUAUCACAGACAGAGUUCAAAAAGAAAUUUCAAGAAUUGGUAGAGGAUGACGAAUCUGGGAUGAGCAAACUUCAGGAAGAGUUUGAGCUACUGGAAUCCGUGAAGCCAGUGCUGAAGGAGUCUGAAAUCCGCUCUGCAUUAAUCCCUGAGAAUGUGGUCAAGAACAGACAUAAGGACAUCCUUGCAGGAGACCAGCAUCGUCCAUUUUUAUCCACCCACCAUGCUGGCAGCACAGAUUACAUCAACGCUGUGAAAAUACCCAGUUACCGACAGAACACAGUAUUUUUCAUCACAGAGGUGCCAUUACCAUUCAUCGUGAUGGAUUUCUGGCGCCUGGUUUAUGACCACACCUGUAGUACCAUUGUGCUGCUUGGAGACAUCAAUGUUAAAGAUAAGGCUUGUGGUGUGUACUGGCCUGAGAAGAUAGGGACUGUGCAUAUGGAGAGGUUCACUGUAGAACUGGCCUCCACAACAAUGCUGGACCACAACAUCACAGAGAGACAGCUCAAACUUAACGUCUUACAGGGUAUCAAGAAACAGCGAAUGGUGAAGCAGUUUCACUUCCCAGACUGGGCGUUGGAUCAGGGUCUACCCGAGUCACGGACGGCACUGCUCUACCUUUUACAGACACUAGGGAGUUGGCAGCAGGAGUGUGGGGCACAGCCUGUCAUCAUCCAGUGUUUGGAUGGCUGUAGAUGUAGUGGUGUCUUUUGUGCGAUAUAUCUGCUUCUGGAGAGACUUCAGAUUGACGGAGAAGUGGACGUGUUCUCCACUGUUCGGCUCAUACGAGACGCCAGGCCACAAUUCAUCAAAUCCUAUGACCAGUACAAGUUUUGUUAUGAGACAUUAUUAGAACAGAUAACAGAGGGUACAGAAGACAUGGAAGAGUUGUGACCAAAACUAGCCGUCCUAUAGCAUCAGACAGGACCCUUGUCUUCACUGGAAUCUCUUAUGCUGUAAACUUGGCUAUACAGGAAAGUUUUUCCUACAGAACUGUGAUGCAGAAUACUUGUUUGCCAAGAACUCUGAUGCAGGAACCUUGUCUAUGCAGUUUCACGGAAACAAGGGUAUAUGUACAUGUACUUUAGCAUGGGUGUCCUUCCAAUAAUAAUUCUGCAAAUCUUUUGUCAGAGAUGGCAGAGUUGAUGUGUAUCUGGCUGUCCCUCAUGCAUUUAUCGCCCUGCACACUUAGGGUUGUCAGAUCAAGUUUGCAGAACCUAACAAAAAUGACUCCCCAUUGGUCCUGAGCAUCAGUCUGUAAGCAGAUUUCAAAUCUGAGCAGCUCUUCUGUAGACUUGAGUGCCAUGAUGAUCUUUGUAAUAUACUGGGUAUGCUGAGCAAAGAAUUUGUCUUAUGUGCAGAAGCUGACCAAAACAGAACAAAGGGACACAACUGUGUGUAUUGUACAUGUUUUACAAAAUUGGGUAGCAUUUGGACAUUUUGCUGCUCUCCCCUUAAGAGUAGCUCAUGAGAGACUGCCCAUUAGUCUCCAGUAGUCACCUCCCUUCAUACAUAAUGAAUGUGCUGUGAUCCCUUAAUUGGUGCUAGACAUCUACACUGAUUUAAAUGCACAUUAGAGAACUCUUUUCUCCUUGACAACAGAGAGCAAGUAGUCAUGAGUCCAUCACAACCACUGCAUUAUGCAGUUACUCUUGCAAGAACCCAUUAGUGUGUGAUCAUGGAUGUAUGGGGAAUCAAGGAUUGCAUAUUUUAUUCAUUGUUUAUGUAUUCAUACGUUACUCUGCACAAGAAUAGCUGCACAGUUGAACCAAACAGAAAUUUUAAGAUCCUAUUUUUUAUGUAUAGUUGGUUUUUGUUUGCACAUGUACUCAUGUACAUCAUGCAGGUACACCUGUGCAUAUUCAGCACGUGUAAUAACCUGCAACACAUGCAGGGAUGUUUUUAAGGAUUUGUGUUCAUACACAUUGGAGUGGAAGUACAUGUAUGAGGAUGUGUAAUAUGCAUGAUGAGGAUGUGUAAUAUACAUGAUGAGGAUGUGUAAUAUACAUGAUGAGGAUGUGUAAUAUACAUGAUGAGGAUGUGUAAUAUGCAUGAUGAGGAUGUGUAAUAUACAUGAUGAGGAUGUGUAAUAUACAUGAUGAGGAUGUGUAAUAUGCAUGAUGAGGAUGUGUAAUAUACAUGAUGAGGAUGUGUAAUAUACAUGAUGAGGAUGUGUAAUAUGCAUGAUGAGGAUGUGUAAUUUGCAUGAUGAGGAUGUGUAAUGUGCACGUUGAGGAUGUGUAAUUUUUUGUGUACAUGCAAGGAUUCAAUAACUAAGAACAUAGUCGUGUAGGUACAUGUAGGUGCACAGAGAGAGUUCAGGAUGCAUCCUUGUGCACGAUAUAAAUAAUCUGUGCCCCUUCAUAAACUGUUGAGAGAGAGUACAUUUAUGUGGACAGUGAAAUCUGUGUGCUCUGUGAGAACCUAUGUGCAAACCAAGAACGUGGCUAGACAUUUAUGUGGACAGUGAAAUCUGUGUGCUCUGUGAGAACCUAUGUGCAAACCAAGAACGUGGCUAGACAUUUAUGUGGACAGUGAAAUCUGUGUGCUCUGUGAGAACCAAUGUGCAAACCAAGAAUGUGGCCACACAUUUAUGUGGACAGUGAAAUCUGUGUACUCUGUGAGAACCUAUGUGCAAACCAAGAACGUGGCUAGACAUUUAUGUGGACAGUGAAAUCUGUGUGCUCUGUGAGAACCAAUGUGCAAACCAAGAAUGUGGCCACACAUUUAUGUGGACAGUGAAAUCUGUGUACUCUGUGAGAAGCUAUGUGCAAACCAAGAACAUGGCCACGCAUUUAUGUGGACAGUGAAAUCUGUGUGUUCUGUGAGAACCUAUGUGCAAACCAAGAACGUGGCCACACAUUUAUGUGGACAGUGAAAUCUGUGUGCUCUGUGAGAAGCUAUGGGCAAACCAAGAACUCGACCACACAUUUAUGUGGACAGUGAAAUCUGUGUGCUCUGUGAGAACCUAUGUGCAAACCAAGAACGUGGCCACACAUUUAUGUGGACAGUGAAAUCUGUGUACUCUGUGAGAACCUAUGUGCAAACCAAGAACUUGACCAUACAUUUAUGUGGACAGUGAAAUCUGUGUGCUCUGUGAGAAGCUGUGGGCAAACCAAGAACUUGACCAUACAUUUAUGUGCACUAGUAAGUAUCUUUGAGGAUCUUCUACAGGCAUAUCUCUGUCCAUGUGGAAUGGGAAUGAGGAGACCUGGAAUAGCCUGGUUUGCUACACAGUGUAUGCUGUAUCAAUGGUUGCCAGAGCCACUCUUCUCAUCAGCUAGUUAUACAUUAUUUUUGGUGCAUGUUUUCUUUUCAGUCAUCGCAUCAACAUGUUUAAAAGCAGAAGUGUUUUGCAUUAUAAAGUCAGACUUUUUUAUCUACAUAUUCACUUACAUAUUUUAUGAAUGUAGAUCGUUUCUGUGUUAAGGCCUGAUGUUAGAGCACCCGAAAACAGGCACGCAUCAACAUCUUUAUAUCUACUCAUGCAUGCAUAUUUAUAUAUUACAUGUUUAAUAAUGAAUUCACCUGCCAUGCCCAUUAAGGAUGCAUCAUCCACAAUGGUUGUGCUGUAUGUACUUACUACAUGGCAGGAUAUUUAACUUAUAUUAGUCAAAAGCUAUUUUUUGAAUGUAUUUUUAUGUGAAUAUAUUUUAGGAGAAAGUGUUAUUUUGAAACUACACGUCUUUGAUUCUGUAUUCUAACUUCCAUUUUGUUUGUGUGAUUACUUGAUUCAGUCUUUUAGUUUCUCAAUUGGUCAUUUUCCAUUUUUGCCUCAUUUCUUCCAAUAUUCAAAUUUUUUGUCUAUAAAGAUAUUGUUACUUGUUCCUAAUUUAUUGAAUUUUUAAAAGAAAAAAGAAUGCACUCAGAUGUAAACUAAUAAUUACCAUUACAAAAAAAACAAACACUUUUACCGUUUACCGACUUUGAAAUAAGAUUUCAAGAUUUGAAGUAGAUUGAAAUAACCUUGGAAGAUAUAUUAUUGGAUUAUGCAAUUAAAUGCUUAACUUUGACAGUCUGCACAAAGGUGAAGCUCUUUCCCCUUUACAGUCUGCACAAAGUUGAAGCUGUUUCCCUUUGACAAUCUGCACAUAGGUGAAGGUCUUUCCAUUUCACAGGCUGCACAAAGGUAAAACUCUUUCCCUUUCACAAGCUGCACAAAGGUGAAGCUUUUUCCCCUUUACAGGCUGCACAAAGGUGAAGCUCUUUCCCUUUCACAGGCUGCACAAAGGUGAAGCUCUUUCCCUUUUC